AUGACUUCACAGAGGGGCUCGUUGAGCCCCACAUUGGCCGCCUUUCGUAGCGAGCAUGCACACUCAUCAGACUCGUCGACAGCUACCCAUCAUCUCGACACCGACGCGAAGAGUCGCGCAGCAGAAGAUGCUUCUCCCAUCGACGCUGCGCUAUUGCUGGCCUCGCUGGCAGCUCAACGAGCCAGCAGAGGAUCGAACCCUUAUCGCAGCAUUCCAAGACGCUUUGCGCCCGCCAGCGUUUCUCGUAGCAGAAGCAGAAGCUCGAGUCGCAAAGCGACGCGGCAAAACCUCGAGCACGAGAGGUCCACAUUGUCGUCUGCAACGCGGCGCGAACAAGGGCCACCUCACGCAGAGUCGUCGCGCGAUGGGGCUAGAAGAUGGGGCUUGUCGGACUCUGCAGACGAGUCGGAUGCUUCGGACGACUCUUCCAGGACAGCUGCUGCUGCUGCCGUCAGGUACGCCAUGGGAGGUGGCAGCGUGGACUUGAGCAGGGAAGAGGCGCAAAAUAGACCUCGCGCCAACACGUUGAGGCCACCGAGUCCUGCGAGUAAAGGCAAAGGCCGAGCAGAACCUGUGCCCAUCACCCCGACACUGUUGCGCUCUGCGCGCUCCACAGCGCACCUGGCGCGCACGGCAUCCUCAACGCAGCUAUGUAUGCUCAAUGCAGAGGCUACCUCUCUCCGCGCAAGUCGCGACGCUUCGCCGAUCGGAGAGCGAGAACGAAGUCGAGACGCGCUGUCCGUCUCGCCGCCUUGGAUCAGACCCAACAGUCCUCAGACAGCGUCUGGUGAUGCGAUUUCGGGUCGAGGACGGCCUAGCGCCAGCGCUCCCGGCGUCCAAACGGCUCGCUUGCCACCUUCGUUGGCCGCGAUCAGCCGUGGUCGAAGCGAUCACGUCUCACCUUCUCGGCUCGGAAGGCGGGGCACCAGCGCCAGCGUCCUUUCCACGACGGGGCCGCAAGACGACUCUACGGCAGCUGGGUCAGGCAGCAAGCUUGUGCGCAAGCAUAGCCUCUUGAACAGACCCACCAGCCGCACGUCGAUCGAUCUCGAGGGUGCUCUGUUUGGAGAUGAAGAGGAUGUGCACCUGACUUUCUCCUCGUGCGAGUCGGGAGAAUCGGAUGUGGAGGACGCUACCGCCUCUUCCCCGCCCAACUCUCGCUUCAACAGUCGAGGUCGCAGCUCCAGACGCAGCAGCGGGGCUUCUAGGGAUCGCAAACGAGGCUUGAGGGUGCUCUUGCAACCCAUUACGGACAUUGACCGUACGCCAGAAGAUGCUAGCACCGAGCAACAACCGUCUUCAUCCUGUGCUACUUCGUUGGGUACGAGCGGCAGCGCUGGCUCCGAGCACGAUCGGCGUAGCAGCCACAGCGUGGCUAGCAGUCGUAGUAGCAGCUGCGAUCACCUGCUCGAGUUCCGCGCACAGAGGGCCGCAACGCCUCGAAAGGAUGCGGUGCUGGCUGGCGACGUGAUGCCUUGCGAUGCCACUGGAUUGAGCACGGCGCCACCUGCUUCGCGGCCGAUCGCUACGCUCACGCGGCAACGCAGCAGCAGAAGAGCAGCGACGCUCUCGCGCGCUUCGUCGCUAGCUCGAUCGAAUUCCGGUCGCAGUCGCGCGACGCAGAGCCUGGCUAGGAUCGUGCUCGAUGAUCAGCGCAACAGCAGCAGCAGACGAGGGCGCUCUUCUAGCCGUGCUCGACACGGCGAGCGCGCGAUCGAGGAGAUGAUGCGGGAUGCUAGCAGCAUCGAAGGCGGGCUUGGUGCGCUCACACAGCCGGCAGUGCGCGUCGAAGCUGAAGAUGGCGAUCCUUUGCUCUGUCCUAGCACAGUCAGCAUUGCUGAUCUGGUCAGCGUGCCUGCGGUGGAGUGGGACUCGGAUAGCGAUCGGCGACAGUCGAUUUCGUCUGUGCGAAGCGAAGGAGCGUCUGGCGAACAAGAGGCUGCGCGCAGAAGCGGCUUUGCGGCAGCUUAUUCUGAGCGCAUCGCUUCGAUCGGAAGUCACUUUAAGCUUUGGUCGCGCCAUGGUCAGCAAGACGAGCAGAGCGGUACGAUCCCGCAGCAGCAGCAGAAUGUCGUGGCGCGCACUACCGACUCGAUGCCCGUCGCCGCACCUCAGAGGUUGCGGACGACAAGCGGACGGCCACAGGUGGGCGUGGCGCACGAGAAUGCGAGUGCGAGUGCGAGCGCGAGCACGGAUUCCAGCUUGUUUUCAGCAUCUUGGCGCACGCUCUCGCGCUUGCCAAAUCUGCUGCUACUUCCGACAUUGGCCACAAGGAGCGCCUCGCCUCCUUCUGCUGUAGUCGGCGCGUCUCAGCCGACGUCUGCCGCCACAUCUCUCAGUCCGCACGACGCUGCUGCACAACUCGCCAUCGCGCCUUGCCCAUUGGCGCCCAAGGCGGAGCUGCCGCCCUCGCCCGACGCUGCAUCGAGCGAGUCCCUGGGCGAGGCGCGAGACGGUGCGCAACAAGCGUCGCCAAAGAUGGGACGAGGCGUCGUUUCGCCACUGGAGGGUGACCGCGAUGCUGGCGCCUACGUGAGCGGCUUGGGCGCACCGAUCGACCCGGACAUUGAGCUCUCCUCGGUCGUUCAGCUGCAGACUUUUCGCUCGAGAUCUCGCUCUGCCAGCAGGAGUCGUGGCUACGCGGCUCAUCGCAUGCCCCACCUCUCGCGCCCGCCGAGCAGUCCAGAUCAAUCGAGCGCCAGUCGUCGUACGAGCGCUUCGCGCGCUCGUACCAGAGUCAGCAUCUCUGAAAGCGCUUCCUCGCCCGAUCUCAGUCCGGCUGCGUCGCCAUCGCUUCACAAACGCGAAUCGGAGGCGGGCAUAGCGCCCCUCACCCUUCCAGAGCCGACGUUGGCGCUGAGAAAUGCGGAUGCGAUGCGAGCAGUCUCUGCGCCGACGUCUCCUAGAGGCAGGCGAGCGCGCCACGAAAGUAGAGGACGUUUGGAGACGCAGCAGCGAGAUGAUGACGAGGAUGAGGAUGGCGAUGGCUUUCGAUUGGUACAUCGACGCGGAAGACGAGCGAGGCGCAGAGCGAGCGUGGGUAGGUCAGAGGUGGAGGCGGAGGAGGCGAAAGCGAGCCCAAAGUGCUCUCGACCUGCCGUGCAGGCUCCCGUGCCAGAGACUUUUAGCGCCUACGCUUCUUCCGCUUCCCACUCGGCAUCGGAAGACGAGCGAUCUUCGGCGUCCGAGACGGAGCGGCACGGGUGCAAAGACGUCGCGAGAUCGACGCGCGAUGAGGAAGUCGAAGAGCGCGGAAGGAGGUCGAGAUCGGGCAGGGGUCGACGUCGCUCUACCAGUCCUUCGGGUGCGCGUCAGAACGCGGUAGGAUUAUUCUCCUUGCCUGCGAGCGGAAAGAGUCGACGAUCGCUGCAACAGCAGCAGCAGCAGCAGGAGCGACUUGAGAGAUCGACGGCAUUUCACGGCAGCAUAAGCACAUUGCCUCGCGUUAGGAGUUCUCCGAACCUCAGCUAUGCAGCGGCUGCUGCUCAUGCUGCUCAUCAUCUGCGGCAGGCGGCCCAAGCUGCCACCUCGGCUAGUCCUCCAGUGACGCUGCCAGGCGCUCCCAUCGUCGCUCCUGCGCUUGCGCCAUUCGACGAUCGAGGCCGCACAGGCUCGGUAAAGGUUGUCAGCGUCAGCGCGGAAACGUCGACCAUCGAUGCGCUGGCGACGGAUGAGCCCAGCAUCACGACUGCGCCUCGAGACUUGUCGGACGAGAUCGGCAUGGCCAGCGAAGAUGCCAUGCAGCCAGACGCUAUCCUGUGCGCGUCCGAGACGUCUGAAGCUGCUUCUAACAGCACAAUCCCCGUACCGACGACCAUUGCGCUCAGACCUUGCAUGGUCUCCAACGGCGCUCACCUGCUCAUGCUUUCGCUAGAAUUGGAAAUGAUGCGCGCAAGGAAAAUCAGCGCGAGCUUGAAGCCCAGGUGGCUGAAAGCUAGGAUGAGAGAGGUGCGAAUUUGGGAUGCGUCGGUCGCAGGCUCGCUUGGCGCUGAAGAAGGUCGCACUAGCGGCUCACCAGCCAUGCCUCUGGAGCAAGAUCAGGCGAGCGGCGCCGGCGUCAGCAACGCCAGCAACGCCAGCAGCAGAGGCACGCAAAUGCCCGCUCCUCCCCUCGCUUCCUUUCGAUCCGUCGACAGGCCGCAGAGUCCUCUGCGCCAUGAAGUUACGUAA
Messenger RNA from Ceraceosorus bombacis, 4170 nucleotides. The record is from the annotation of a GenBank genome assembly. Lineage: Eukaryota; Fungi; Basidiomycota; Exobasidiomycetes; Ceraceosorales; Ceraceosoraceae.